GUUUUCAAUCCAUUUGAGACUGAUCCAUCUGCCAGGGAUUUCUCUUCCUUUUUUUCUGGAGCAGGAAUGCACACUGCUUGCCAAGGCACUGAUUUGGUGGGUGGAGAAAGAUUGCAGCCUGUAAAAAUGUACUUUGUUUGAGUAAGAAUGCACUUCCUGAACCUUGGUUCUCACAGAUUGAAACUAGCACUUCCUCAAAGCAGAGACAUUUACACAAGUAAGUCCCUCUAUGUUCGGUGGAGCCUAUUCCCUGAUAAAUGGACAGAGGAUUACAGCCCAAAUACACUGUUUUGAAAUCAGAUUUUACCCAUAAAAGUGAGAGUGGAAGUCCAAUUUAAGAUCUACUUCUAUGAUGAACGAAAUUGACUCAUCCAUAAUAUGCUCAAACAACACUGCUUGUUCUUUUUGUGACUCCCACCCCUACACAAAAGGCGAUUUGGAAUCAGCCAUGGCUAUGAGGAGCUUGCUGUCUGAUCACAGCCACUAUGUUGAAUCUUUUCGUCUGUUCCUUGAAAAUUCAACAGAGCAUCAGUGCAUGCUGGAGUUCAUUCAGAAGAAUCUGCCAGACAUAAUAUCCAGUAUAGGUAAUGGAAAGUCCACAAUAAAUGUUUUAAGUGUUGGAGGUGGUUCAGGAGAAAUUGAUCUUCAAAUUCUUGCAAAAGUACAGGCCAAAUAUCCCGGAGCUGUCAUUCAUAAUGAUGUGAUAGAACCAAGUGCUGAACAAAUAAUGCACUACCAGGAACGUGUUGCAAAGACAUCAAGCCUUGAGAACAUAAAGUUUACUUGGCACAAAGAGACUUCACUGGAAUAUGAAGGUCGGAUGAAGGCAAGUAAAGAGAUGAAGAAGUGGAAUUUUAUCCACAUGAUCCAGAUGCUGUAUUAUGUAAAAGACAUCCCAGCCACAAUUAAAUUCUUUCACAGUCUCUUAGAACCUGGAGCAAAACUACUUAUUAUCCUUGUUUCAGGAACCAGUGGCUGGGCCAAACUUUGGAAGAAAUAUGGUCCUCAUUUACCUCUGAAUGAUCUUUGCUUGUAUGUUUCUUCUGCUGACAUCCAAGAGAUACUUCAUGAAGCUGGACUGAGAUACCAGUCCUAUGAGCUUCCAUCUCAUAUGGACAUAACAGAUUGCUUUACUGAAGGAAACAAAAAUGGAGAGUUGUUGCUUGAUUUUUUGACUGAAACGUGUAACUUUAGCAAAACUGCCCCUCUUGACCUCAAAAAUGAAAUUGUGGAGGAUCUUAAGAAACCUGAAUAUAGUGAAAAGAAAAGUGGCAAGUAUUUAUUUAAUAAUAACCUGAGUGCAAUUGUAAUUGAAUCCUAAAUACAGUAGGUUUGUCUGGAUUUCUCCAGAAUGAACCCUUCACAAAGUGAAUCUUCAUAUAACUCAUUAAAUAUCUGAAGGAGACAUAUACAUGCGCACAGGGUACAACAAUUUCUUGCUUUUUAUACCGGUUAUAAACAUUAUCAUGUAUUCAUAGUAUUGUGUCUUGAUAGUUUACUAACAGAAGAAUCCACAACUUGCUGAGUUUCACAUUGUCUUUAUGCUUGUUUACCGGCUCUUGGAUACUAGAUAUGGUAUCUGGGGAUCAUUAAUCAUAACUUGAAAAAUCACAGGUCUGCAGGCCUCUGAUUGAUGGAGAAGGUGCUGCAACGACCUUGAGAAGAAGAAUCCUUCAUAGCUGUUUUAAUAGUCCUUAUGCUUUAUAAGCUCUGCUCGUACCCAAGUAGCAAAAAAGGUUUCAAAAGGUGGGAUUUUAAAACUCACUGGGAUAUGUGUGUGUAUAGGGAAUUAUAUUUUUGGAAUUCUUCUUUCAGGAUUGGAGUAGACUUAGGUGGCAUGAGAGACCAUUUUUACCAUUGAAGAACUUUCCCCUUAUUGGGGAAAGUAUUUAAAUAUGGUUAAGCUAGAAAAAAGAGCUUUUUCUCUCCUCCUGAACAGAACACUGUAAUUAUGUGCCAAUUUGCAUGCCCUGCCCUUCAGUGGUAGGUGACAUUUCCUACGGAGGUGACAUUUUCUAUCUUGGAAAUUCGCAGACAGGGACACUCAAGGGAGGAUAAGAGCAAGGUAUAAUUCUAUAAUAUAAUAAACAUCAAUUCAGAAAGUUGAUCCUGGUAUAGUGGAGGGGAUGAUUAACCCAUUCCUUUGGUUACUUCUUAUACAUUUUCCCACUGAAACUCCCAUGUUUAAUGCCCAUGAAUGAGAAGGAAGAAGCACAUCCUAUACAAAACCUUGGAUAAUAUAACAGCUUGGAAGUAACAGGGUGAUGUUGUUACCCUAUAAUGAGCUUUUUAAAGAUGGGGGCCACAGUAUUACAUUUCAAAAGUAAUAGUGAAUGGGAAUAGCACACAAAAUGUUUAUUUUUGUUUUAAUGCAUUAUGUUUUGUAUGUAUUUGGUUCCAGGUAUUUUAAAAAGGCAUUUAUGUUUCGCAUUUGGAAUGGUACUUGUCACAUUAUUCCACUUUUAAAAAGGAAAGAACAGUAACGAAAAUGAACAAGUUAUCAAAUGAUUAAAAGAAUUAAAAAUAACAUAUCCUGAAUAAUAUGAGAAUCCAGUAGUAACAGAGCAAUGGAAUGAGUUACUUUUUGGUUGUAGAAAUUGUGAUAAAUUCCUUCUGUGAGAAUUUCAUAGUGAAGCGUGUAGCACAUUUCUUUUAACUAGUAACUGUCUAUCUAAGCCAGUGGUUCUCAACCUAUGGGUCCCCAGAUGUUUUGGCCUUCAACUCCCAGAAAUCCCAACAGCUGGUAAACUGGUUGGGAUUUCUGGGAUUUGUAGGCCAAAACACCUGGGGACCCACAGGUUGAGAACCGCUGAUCUAAGCACUUGACAAUGGCCUAAAUUUCCAUGCAUGAUCUCAAUGGCGAAUUGUCAUCUAUCAGUAAAAUCAGGAGCGGAGAAGCUAAAUUUUUAUGCCCACUUAGUCCACCACCCCAUAAACAAACAAACAAAAAAUCUGUUCUAGGGUGCUAGGAAAUCCUCAUUAAUCAGAUAUUGUUUGGCAAGGAAAACAUUUUGUUGGGUUAAGAUUAAAAAUAUUACAGUAUGAAACUACACUACUGUAGUGUUUACCAUUUCCAGCCCCUGCAAUCUUAACCCUGUGCUCAAGUGAGAAGUGUCGAGACAGGGAAAAGUGUUUCACAGUCUCCUUUCUUUGUUGUCUACAAAAUCAAGAUUUGCAUGUUUUAUUUUGCCCAUGACCUAAAAUCUUUCCAAAUGUUUUUUUGAAAGGAAAAAGACAGGAUGAUGGCUUCUCUAUAGUCACUUGAUUGACUAAUAUAGGGUAGUUAAAGCUACGGCUCAUCUACUCCAUUUCUCAAAAUGAAGCAUGUGUUGUUCAGAUCAGUGUAUAGCAAAAGGAUGUGAUUUAAGAUGAUCCCUUGGCAAUGACAUUCACAGUUUUUGCACAGGCAAAAUGGCAUUAGUGCUUCCUGUCAGCUUUCCAAAUGUCGGAAGAAGCAGAUUAAUGUAUGUGUUUUGAACAAUGUGCGACUUAAAAGGUAUGGACUACAUUCUUUCUGUUAAUGUGUUGCAUUUUGGAUCAUAGUAUUGUUGACAAACACAAUCCACAGUGGGAUAAAAUAAAAACUGCCUGUUAUUCAGCA
This is a messenger RNA of Anolis carolinensis (green anole), 3601 nucleotides long. RefSeq names its product histamine N-methyltransferase. Gene Ontology annotation, molecular function: N-methyltransferase activity. The transcript is spliced from 8 exons. Bases 350 to 1321 code for a protein of 323 amino acids. The record is from RefSeq and is a predicted model, not a curated record. NCBI's taxonomy places the organism in Eukaryota, Metazoa, Chordata, Lepidosauria, Squamata, Anolidae.